Messenger RNA from Hansenula ciferrii, 1593 nucleotides. RefSeq names its product chaperonin-containing T-complex subunit CCT4 (gene CCT4). Bases 1 to 1593 code for a protein of 530 amino acids. Gene Ontology annotation, biological process: protein folding. NCBI's taxonomy places the organism in Eukaryota, Fungi, Ascomycota, Saccharomycetes, Phaffomycetales, Wickerhamomycetaceae. Gene Ontology annotation, molecular function: ATP-dependent protein folding chaperone; ATP binding; ATP hydrolysis activity. Gene Ontology annotation, cellular component: chaperonin-containing T-complex. The transcript has a single exon. The record is from RefSeq and is a predicted model, not a curated record.
AUGGCAGCACCAAAGGCAGUAGCCCCAUCCAAUGCCACUUUCAAGAACAAAGAAAAACCUCAAGAGGUUAGAAAAUCAAAUAUAUUAGCUGCCAGAGCAGUUGCAGAUGCCAUUAGAACUUCAUUAGGUCCAAAAGGUAUGGAUAAGAUGAUCAAGACCGGUAAAGGUGAAAUCAUCAUUUCCAACGAUGGUCACACAAUUCUUCAACAUAUGGCGGUUCUUCAUCCAGCUGCUCGUAUGUUGGUUGAUGUUUCCGGUGCUCAAGAUGUUGAAGCUGGUGAUGGUACAACUUCUGUUGUUAUCUUAACUGGUGCUUUAUUAGGUGCUGCUGAAAAAUUAUUACAAAAAGGUAUUCAUCCAACAAUCAUUGCUGAAUCAUUCCAAAGAGCUGCUGCUAGAUCAGUAGAAAUCUUAUUAGAUAUGUCAACAAAAAUUUCUUUAGAUGAUCGUGAAGCUUUAAUUCGUGCAGCUUCAACUUCAUUAAGUUCCAAAAUUGUUAGUCAACAUAGUCAUUUAUUAGGUCCAUUGGCUGUUGAUUCAGUUUUGAAAAUUACAAAUACAGAAUCAAAUAAUGUUGAUUUAAAUGAUAUCAGACUUAUAAAGAAAGUUGGUGGUACUAUUGAUGAUACUGAAUUAGUUGAUGGUGUUGUAUUAACUCAAAAUGUUGUUAAAAAUGCAGGUGGUCCAACAAGAAUUGAAAAAGCUAAGAUUGGCUUAAUUCAAUUUCAAUUAUCUCCACCAAAACCAGAUAUGGAAAAUAACGUUGUUGUUAAUGAUUAUAGACAAAUGGAUAAAAUUUUGAAAGAAGAAAGAGCAUAUUUAUUAAAUAUUUGUAAAAAAGUCAAGAAAGCUAAAUGUAAUGUUUUAUUAAUUCAAAAAUCAAUUUUAAGAGAUGCUGUUAAUGAUUUAUCUUUACAUUUCUUAUCAAAAUUAGGUAUAUUAGUUAUUAAAGAUGUGGAGCGUGAUGAAAUUGAAUUUUUAAGUAAAAGUUUAGCAUGUAAACCAAUUUCAGAUGUUGAAUUAUUUACUGAAGAUAGAUUAGGUACAGCAGAUUUAGUUGAAGAAACUGAAUCUUCAGGUUCUAAAAUUGUUAAAAUAAGUGGUGUUAAAAAUGUUACAAAUCCAACUGUUUCAGUUAUUUGUCGUGGUGCUAAUAAUUUAGUCUUGGAUGAAACUGAACGUUCAUUACAUGAUGCAUUAUGUGUUAUCCGUUGUUUAGUUAAAGAAAAAGCUUUAAUUGCAGGUGGUGGUGCCCCAGAAAUUGAAGUUUCAAGAACUCUAAUGAAAGAAGCAAGAUCAUUAUCAGGUACUGAAGCUUUCAUUUGGAAUGAAUAUGCUGAAGCUUUAGAAGUUAUUCCAACAACAUUAGCUGAAAAUGCUGGUUUGAAUAGUAUUAAUGUUGUUACAGAUUUACGUAAUAGACAUGAAAGAGGUGAACGUAAUGCAGGUAUCUCAGUUCGUCGUUCAGCUACUACAAAUACUUAUGAUGAACAUGUUUUACAACCAGUACUUGUUAGUACAAGUGCUAUUACAUUAGCUUCAGAAACUGUUAAAUCCAUCUUACGUAUUGAUGAUAUUACAUUUAGUCGAUAA